AUGUCAAUAGAGAAUUACGAGAGUGAUUCGGAUGAAUUUGAACAAGUUAUAACUCUAAAAAAAGCAAAAGAAUUAUUGAAGAGUCCACGUUCUCGUCAAAUUAUUACACUUGCAAGUUGUGGUAAAAAAGUUGGUGUUUGUGAAGUAGGGGACCCGGAAGGGUUUCCAGUUCUUUGGUUUACAGCAAUGUCAACAUUAUUAUAUCAUAAAGUAGCCAAGAAACAUAAAAUUAGAUUAAUUUCAGUUGAUAGACCAGGAUAUAAUGAUAGUGAUGAUAUUUAUUCACAACCUGGUGUUCCUGAUUUAUUUGAAUUUGCUGAUAUGAUUAAUGAAUUAACUUUAAUAUUAAAAAUGUGGCAAUUUGGAUUUAUGACAUUUUCAUUGGGAGCAGUUUAUGGAUUAGCAUAUUCUCUUAAUUUUCCUGAAAGAAUUAAAGGUCCAAUAUUUUUAAUUAGUCCUUGGUUAUCUACUAGUACACCUGGUAUAGCAAAAUUUGCUCCAAAUUUUCUUAUACGUACAACACUUAGUACUUUACCACAUAUGAGUAAUUUCUUUAACAUGUGGAGUUUGGGAUCAUCAUCACUAUUUUCAUCCUCAUCUUUUGAUGAUGACAGAGAAUCAGAUAACAGUAAUGAUGAUAAUGAAGAAGAUUUAAUUUUUUCAAUAUCAUCAGGUCGAAGAUAUAUACAUAAAGAAAUUUAUGCAAAUGGACUUUGGAAUCUACAAAAUAGAACAGGUGCACAUAUUGAUGCAAUGGUGGCAUUGGAGAAAAUUGAUUGGGGUUUUCGUUAUGAAGAUACAACUUAUCCAAUUCAAGCUUAUGUAGGAGAUGAAGAUGAUAAUGUACCAUUACAAGCUUGGUUAUAUAUGAGUAAUAAAAUGAAUAAUGUUAAUUUAAAUAUUAUUAAAGGAAGUGGUCAUUAUUUAUUAUAUAGAAUGGAUUUUAUGGAAGAAUUAUUUACAGACAUUAAAAAAGCUGUUGAUUUAGAAGAUAAUUUACUAUAUAAUAUCAAUAUUAAUGAUUAA
Molecule: messenger RNA, 1026 nt
Organism: Diversispora eburnea
Lineage: Eukaryota; Fungi; Glomeromycota; Glomeromycetes; Diversisporales; Diversisporaceae
Source: the annotation of a GenBank genome assembly